GCUACAGCCUGUCCCUGUGAUUGCAGCGCAGCCAUGUGAUGCCGGAGGAGCGCGGUGGCGAUGAUAUGGAAUGUGGGCAGCUGCCUUCGGACACGCUCCGACAGGUGACGGUCCAGCGCCACCCCCUCUACGGAUUCGGCUUUGUGGCUGGCAGCGAGAGGCCAGUGGUGGUGCGCUCGGUGGCAGCAGGCGGCCCCUCUGAGGAUAAACUCCUGCCAGGAGACCAGAUCUUGGCCAUCAACGAUGAGGAUGUGAGUGAAGCCCCCAGAGAGAGAUUCAUCGAGCUUGUCAGGAAGGCCAAGGACUUCAUCAUCCUCACGGUCCUGCACACCCACCAGUCUCCCAAAUCUGCUUUCAUCAGUGCAGCCAAGAAGGCGAAGCUGAGGUCCAACCCAGCCAAAGUCCGAUUUUCAGAGCAGGUGACAGUCGGCGAGACAGACCCAGACAUGUUGAAGAAAGAAGCUCUCCUCCUCAUUCCCAACGUGCUGAAGGUUUUCCUGGAGAACGGGCAGAUCAAAUCCUUCACGUUCGAUGGCCGAACCACUGUGAAGGACGUGAUGGUGACAUUGCAGGACCGCCUGUCGCUGAGACACAUCGAGCACUUUGCCCUGGUCCUGGAGUAUUCCAGCCCGGAGCAGAGCCACCGCUUCCUGCUGCUCCAGGACAAGCAGCCGCUGGCCCACGUUGUGCAAAGAACACACUACCACGGCAUGAGAUGCCUCUUCCGUGUGAGCUUCUUCCCCAAGGACCCAGUGGAGCUGCUGCGCCGGGACCCUGCAGCUUUCGAGUAUCUGUACAUCCAGAGCCGCAACGAUGUGAUCAGAGAGCGCUUCGGCACAGACCCCAAGCCAGAGAUGCUGCUGGGGCUGGCUGCCCUCCACAUCUACAUCACCGUCUCGGCCACCCGCCCCAGCCAGAAGGUCUCCCUCAAGAAUGUGGAGAAGGAGUGGGGCCUGGAGCCCUUCCUGCCCCCCUCGCUCCUGCAGCUCAUCAAAGAGAAGAGCCUCCGGAAAUCCCUCUCACAGCAGCUCAAAGCCCACCAGCACCAGCCUGGCGGCACCAAGGUCUCCACAGCCCAGGCAAAGCUGCAGUACCUGAGGAUCCUGAACGAGCUGCCGACCUUUGCUGGGGUUCUCUUCAACACGGUGGGACUGCAGGAUGAGAAGCAGCCAGCCACCACCCUGCUGGUGGGACCCCGGCACGGCAUCAGCCACGUCAUUGACCUGAAGACCAACCUCACCACGGUGCUGUCAGAGUUCAGCAAGGUCAGCAAGAUCCAGCUGUUCAGGGAGAACCAGGGCGUGGCCCGUGUGGAGACGAGCAUCCUGGAUGCCAAGCCGCUGGUGCUGCUGAUGGAGUGGCCUGAGGCCACCAACUUCGCCUGCCUCAUCGCAGGCUACUGCCGUCUCCUGGUGGACUCCAAGAAGAUGAUCCUGUCCAGGGCCCCCAGCCAGCCGCCCCCACCUCAGAUUAUCAAGGCAGAUUACAUCAACGCACACAACUUGCACCGGCCUGCCACGGCAGGGCACGUGGGAAAGAAAGAGAAUGGGCUGGUGGGUGGCUCUGCCACUGUCACCGGAGCAGCCGGGGCUUCUGCCAGCAGGGCUUCGGACUCGGAGCUCAUCCGCUUCUGCUACCUGCACAUGCGAGAGCAGAGGAAGGAAAGAGAGAGCGGGACGGAUAUCAAUGAAAACCUGAUUUUUUUUGAGGAAACUCGUCCCAGGACCAAAUCUGACCCCACUUCCAAAAGCUCUGGCCAAGGCUACAACGGGGCAGCUAAGGAGUACGACCCGGAUGGCCUUGAGCAAGACAGGCACGCGAGCAGGGCCAGGGCACACACCAUAGACACCCACCUGCGCAGCGACGCCUCCCACUUCUACUGCGAGUCCUGCCAAGCCAAGAUCAAGAGCCGGCUGGCCUCGGGCACGGGGGGCAAGCCUGGCAGCACCCGUGACAACAUGGUGGACUUGAUGUCGCUUCCCCCUCCUGGGAAUGAUGAGGAAGAAGACGAGACAACGUCCCUGCUCCCCGCCAUCGCCGCCCCCCCUCCUGGCUUCCGAGACAACAGCUCCGACGAGGAUGACCCCAAGCGCCGGGCGGCUGCCCAGAGCCAGGAGCAGGGCCGGCACCUCUGUGGCAUCCUCUACGACGAGAUCCCGGUCACUCUGAUCGACAGCGUGCAGCCACGGACGGUCCGAGACCAUGCCCAAGAGCUGGAUGAUGCCCUGGUGUCCACCCUGCAGGCGCUGGAAGCCCUGGCUGCUUCAGAGGAUUGUCCACAUCCCCCACCACAGCAGACAGCAGGUCUUAUUGUCCUGGCUGCCAUCACUCCUGAGUCAUCUUUGGACUCUGGCCACGAAACAAACUCCUCAGAGCUGACCGAUGUCUCAGAGAUGGUCUCUGCUAUGAAGCAGCAUCAGAACGCAGCCUACUUCCUCACCCAACACAUCAACAAAGAAAACCUCCUGGCCAGGAAGGACUUGCCUUUCCGAAUCCAGAGCUGUGCUGCCCAGGCUGUUCUCGCCUCACCCUACCCCCUGAGCCGCCAGGACCCGAGCCCUUCACUGAAGCCAGCCUUCUCUGCCCAAAGUCCCAGCCUUACCAACUGCAAGAGCAAGCAGGAGCAGCAGCACGGGGAGCAGAGCUGCACCUCGGCUGCCCAGCUGGGCCUGACCCCCCAGCUUAGUGAGCAGAGCAAGGGGGCUUCCGUGCCAAGCUCCGAGGGCAAAGGUGCAGGUCACACAAAAGCUGCCUUUGAGGUAUCUCUGCAUGCCACAGCAGCCCCGAGCAGGGAGCAGGCACAGGAUCUACAAGCGAAGAAGCCCAAAGAGGUGCAGCCGAGCUCCAAGCUCCUCCUGGAUCAGAAAAGUGGUGUAACUCCAGCCAUCGUUUCAGCUGCUCUGCAGCAGGUGGCAAAUGCAAAAGCCUCAGCUCCCCAAGUGAUAUCAGCCUUAAAAGAAGACCAGAGCAUGAAUGGUACCAGCAGCUGUGCACCAGCCAGCAGCAAGCCUUUGACACUUAAAGGAGGUCCACAAACUGCAGAGACGUUAUGCAACUGUCAGCAGCAGCAGCAGCAGCAGCAGCAGCAGCAGCAGCAGCAGCAGCAGCAGCACUGUGAGGUUUCUCCAAGUCCUAAGGAAGCUCCUGGCAGUCAGGCUGAAGCUUUCCACCUCGCCUCAGCCGGUGAGGAAAUGAUAUCCAGUAAGACUUUUGCUUCUAAAAGCUACCAGCAAAAAGUGAGCAGAGAUGCUCCAGGAAAAGCUGCAAGUGGAGAGACAGGUCAGAAGGCAGGUGGGGAAGCCACAAGCCUCAUCUUGCAGAAACACACAGCUCCUUCAAACCAAGGACAGAGAAUACAACAGGAAAGCUCAGCCAAAAUCUUAAAAGCUGAGAGCAGCAAUGUGCACUCUCCAUCACGUGGUGGCACUUUCAGGAGCACCAGUGAGGAAGCCAAAGGGCCCAUCCAGCUGAUGCCCAGAUCUGAGAGCUUGCAGACUAGCACUGUGCCUUCCAAAAAAGUAGAAAAAGUCCUGGAGGUAAGCCAACAAGAUGCUGAUGUCCCAGCUAAACCCAAAGCCCCAAAAGCUCACUUCAGGCUUAGGAACCUGUUCUCUGCAACAUUUCCCACCCGGCUGAAGAAGGAGACGGAUGAGCGGCAGGCCCAGCUGCAGAAGGUGAAGCAGUACGAGCUGGAAUUCCUUGAAGAGCUGCUCAAGCCAAAGAGCAAAGGGGAUCUCCCGCCACAGGAGUACCUGCACCCACCUGCCCCUGGGCGCUGCAGCUGCCAGCUGAGGAGCAGUCCUGUGCAGAAAGUCCCAGGGAUGUCCAGGGAGCAGAGGCGUAGCUGUGACUGCAAGCGGAUUUGCAGGGGAAUGAGGCCACUUCCCAACCAGCUGGUGAUCCCAGAACUGGAGAGGCGAGGCAGGGAUAAAGCGGCAGAUGACCAGAAGCAGGUAGAAGCCAUUAGGCUGACAAGCAUGAGCAGCCCUUCCAAAGGCAAACGGAUACGAUCCACAAGUUUAGAGUCCAGAGAGAACCGGUCAGAUCCAGAGAACGACAUGUCCUGUUUGACAACGUGCGCCUCCCGAGGGGAGUGCAUGAGUGCACCCCACUACAGGAAGCUCUUGCGUCGCUACAGUGUCAGUGAAAUAGAUAAGACUGAUAGGACAUCCUUGUCCUCUGAUGUCUACCAGAACAUCUACACAACCAAGCAGAAAGGCCCCCAGAAAGAGCCUGAGCCCACCAUCCUCUGUCCUGUUCUGAAGAGCAAAAUCCAGGAAGCCUCUGGAGUGGCUGACCCCUCCUACGUGCAGAUAGCACAAGACAAAAAGAACCAGAAGGGUUCAGCAGUGUUCUCUGUCCAGGAGGAGAUGUAUCCAAGUCCUGCUGAGCUGCGGGAUGAAGACAUGGAGGAUGAGAAGUGCUGCUCCAUCCGGUACUGCUUCUACUACAGAAAAUGCGAUGUUGCAGAUGAUGGGAGCGAGAAGGAUGAGCUGUCCUAUUCCAUCCCCAUGCAGAUACUCCCGGGAAUGAAGCUGGACAAUCAGAUGGUCCCAGUCAUGAGCAGAACUCUUCAGGUCCUAGAUGCAACAGCCUGCAGCAGUCCCAAUGAGAGCCAGACCCAGGAAAUAGAUUUAAGGACCUCCAGUUUUGAGGGGAGCUUGGCAAAGAUCAACACCCUUCGAGGCCAUGCCUACAGCUUUCCCAAUGGGUUUCUGCAGGUGCAGCUAGACACCAACGAGCUCCUGACCAUCCUGAGGCAGUGUGUGCUGAGCCCUGAGGUCCGGGACUGCAAACCCUACAUCUCCCAGCUGGCUGAGUACAAGCAGGAGCUGGCCCUCAAGUUCAAGGAGUUCCGGGCGUCCUGCCGCCGCGUGGCCGCCGUCGACAAGAGUCCCACCCACAUGCUCUCCGCCAUCACGAGCAGCUUCCAGGUGCUAAGCAGCCUCAUCGAGACCUUUGUGAGGCUGGUGUACGUCGUGCGCUCGGAGUCCCAGCGCCAAGAGCUGCUGACGAAGGUGGAGGAGGUGGUGAGAAACUACACCUUCCUCCUGAAGGCUGCCGAGGAGUCCACGGCCAGAACGCUGAGCCACCAGCAGACUGUGGAGCAGCUCGCCCGCCAGUCAGCCACGGUCGCCACGGUCAUGAGCACUCUGACACGCUCCCUAAAGACGUUGAUCAAUAAGUAAAGCCAGCUGUGAAGACCAACAAGCCAGUGUGUGCCAGGCCGUGCUGUCAAAUCUCACAGGUCUGGUGAGGAUGCGAUGUCUGCAGGCCCACGUUUACCGGGGUUUGCGAUAGCCAAGACACUUGUCGAUCUCUGCAGAAUGGAUGGUUGUGUUGGUGAUGGGUUUGAAGGGUGAAUUCAUGCCCUGUCACAGCUGUCAAGGGGCUCAAGCAGCUUCUCUGCUUGUUCUCCCACGCUGGCUUGUUGGUGACAGCAUGUGGGAGGUACAGGCACCCCAUCUCCACACCAGUUUGGUUCCGUGGGGUUCUGGGCCUCGCUCGUGCAAAGACCUUUGUUACAGUUUGUGGUGGGCCAGUGAGCUGUCAGGAUCUGAGCUGAGAUCUGGCUCCACCUGGGCAGUCUGGAGCCAAACCAGUGUCUUGCCACGUAAACAACCCUUCUGCCUCCAGGAUCUUCCUGGCCCACAAACACAACGUAAUUAGCAGCAGAAGGGAUCUCUGGGGUGCAAGUCCCCACUGCUGUGCUGGGGCUUGGGAAGGUAGUCCUAGCAUGGGCAGGUUGCCAUAAUCCUGGGACAGAGCUAGGGCACCCUACUGGGCUCUACUGUCACAGCUUAGGCCGCAGUGCUCUAGUCCUGAGCACAGGCACUGCCUGUGCCAAAGGCAAGGGCUUCAUGCCUGCAGGUGGGGAGGAUCCAGUGAACUACAGGCCUGACAGUCCAGCCUCAGUGCUGAGAAGGUCGUGGAGCAGAUGAUCUUGAGUGCCAUCACAUGGCACAUACAGGACAAGGGGAUCAGGCCCAGCCAGCACAGGAGAGAGGCAGGUGCUGCUCAACCGGCCUGGUCUCCUUCUAUGACAGGGUGACUCUGUGGGUGAAGGAAAGGCUGUGGAUGUUGUCUACCUAGAUUUUAGUAAAGCCUUUGACACUGUGUUCUUCAGCAUUCUCCUGGAGAAAGUGGGUGGAUAGAGGAGCCCCAGAGAGUGGUGGGGUAUAGAGUUAAAUCCAGCUUAGGCCAUCACCAAUGGUAUUCCCCAGAGCUCAGUGCUGGGGAACUGUUUAGUAUCUUUUGAAGGCACCCUGAGUCUGGAGAUGACACCAGUUUGGGUGGGAGUGUUGUGCUGGAGGGCAGGAAGGCUCUGCAGAGGGAUCUGGACAGGCUGGGUCCAUGGGCUGAGGCCAACUGUGUGAGGGUCAGCCAGGUCCUGCCCUUGGUUCACAACAACCCCCUGCAGCUCCAGGCUGGGCAGAGAGGCUGAAAAGUGUCUGGAGGGAAAGGCCCUGGGCUGGUCAACAGCAGCUGAACAUCAGCCAGGUGUGCCCAGGUGGGCAAAAGGCCUCUAGAACCUGGCCUGUCCCGGCCAUGGUGUGGCCAGCAGGACCAGGACAGUGACUGUCCCCCUGACUGGGCACUGGUGAGGCCACUCCUCAGAUC
Cyanistes caeruleus (blue tit) is the source of this 6621-nucleotide messenger RNA. NCBI's taxonomy places the organism in Eukaryota, Metazoa, Chordata, Aves, Passeriformes, Paridae. The record is from RefSeq and is a predicted model, not a curated record.